AUGCUACCGCCGUCCGAUCCUUGCGCAGACGGCCUGGAGAUGAUCGUUGAGACAGUGAUGCACAACGGAACAGAGUUCUUGCUCGUUUUCUCAGACACCGCCAUUCAUCGAUUUACGGUUCUGAAAGGCACCCUGGGACCGAUGACCUCCCAGGAGUUUCCCCUCUCCGAACUGCCGGUCCAGCCAACAGCGGGCGUGAUUUUACCAGGGAAUGUCAUCGCCGUGGCAACGAGCGAAACCGUCCGCCUCACGCGUUUCACGGAUGGCCCUCUUUCCUGGCUAGGAAUGCCACUUCAGGUGAGGAUGGGUGGCCUUGCCGUUUCGGAAAUGUUUCCCUGGGGCAGGAGUGGUCUUUGCGUGCUCGAUGCUGCUCGGCCUUUCCUGCACAUGCAAUAG
This is a messenger RNA of Symbiodinium necroappetens, 396 nucleotides long. The record is from the annotation of a GenBank genome assembly. NCBI's taxonomy places the organism in Eukaryota, Dinophyceae, Suessiales, Symbiodiniaceae.